This is a messenger RNA of Mangifera indica (mango), 2188 nucleotides long. Its product is annotated as phosphatidylinositol 4-kinase gamma 8-like. Lineage: Eukaryota; Viridiplantae; Streptophyta; Magnoliopsida; Sapindales; Anacardiaceae. The transcript has a single exon. The coding region runs from base 263 to 1909 and encodes 548 amino acids. The record is from RefSeq and is a predicted model, not a curated record.
UUCAAGAGAACGAACUCAGCACUUUGACAACAGAAAAGCCAAUAUUCAGUAAGAAUUCCUUCUUCAGUCAACACACUAUGGUUUAAUUAAUGAAAUUGUUGCUGUGAAAGAACGAUGAAUUAUGUCUGAUUGAUUGAAGGAUUGUUUGAAGUUUAGAAGUGUGAUGGGUCAUCUCCCAGGGAAGACUAAUUAUCAGGGAAACUAACAGUGGGAAGAGGUGCCCUUGGCAUGAAAAGCUUCCAUUGUCAACUGCACGAGACCAAUGGCGCUAGCCAUCGAUCCACAUCAUGGAUUCAAGCCAUUUAACCGAUCCCAGAAAUGCAGACUCCAAUCCUUCACUCAGUUUGACUACUACAACAUUCUUGAACUUAACCAAAUUAGUCUUGCUCACUCCUUUAAACAUGCUUUUGGGGUUGCUAAUCUUCACAGAAGCUUCUCCACUCCUUGCCUUUCUUUAGCCAAUAACGUGGAGGACGAAUUCGACAACAAUCAACAGGUUGAAAUCGUUGGCGGCAGGAGAGCUCCUCGAGUGCGUGCCCUUGUUGUUGAGGUUGCUAUAGCUCUGGCCUCUGGUGUUGAACCAAUUCUGGUUUCAAGUGGCCUUGGUGGUGCAUACUUUUUGCCAGGUAGAAACUGUGACAUUAUUGCUGUGGCAAAACCAAUUGAUGAAGAGCCUUUAGCCUUGAAUAAUCCUAAAGGGUUUGGGGGUCUAAUGCCGGGUCAGCCGGGUGUUAAACGUUCUGUUCGCGUAGGCGAAACAGGCAUCCGAGAACUUGCUGCUUAUCUUCUAGACCGUGAUGGGUUUGUUGGUGUUCCUCCCACAGCUUUAGUUAAGAUUUCUCCUGUUGGGUUUAAUGUUAAUGAUACACCACAUAUUUCAAACACACCUUUUAAGAUUGCUUCACUUCAACGCUUUGUAGAUCAUGAAUUCGAUGCAGGCGAGUUGGGCUCUUCUAGUUUCUCAACAGCUUCAAUUCAUCACAUCGGUAUUUUCGAUGUGAGAGUUUUGAACCUUGAUAGGCAUGCUGGAAAUAUGCUUGUUAAGAAACAUGAUGGGCAUGGAAAUUAUGGUGGUGAGGAAGCAGAGCUUGUGCCUAUAGACCAUGGAUUAUGCCUGCCUGAGUGGCUUGAUGAUCCAUAUUUUGAAUGGCUGCAUUGGCCUCAAGCUUCAGUACCCUUUUCGGAGCAUGAACUCGGCUAUAUUAGCAAUCUGGAUCCAUUCAAAGAUGCAGAGAUGUUAAGAACCGAGCUUCCUUCUGUAAGGGAGUCAUCGAUCCGGGUCCUUAUUCUUUGUACCAUUUUCCUGAAGCGAGCUGCUGCUGCUGGCCUUUGUCUAGCCGAAAUAGGUGAGAUGAUGACUAGGGAGCUCUGUGGUGAAGAAAAUUUGAGUGUGUUAGAGACUGUUUGUGCAAAAGCUAAGGAACAAGUAAUGAAUAGAUUAGAUGAUAAAGACAACAAUGAAGAGGAAGAGGGAAAAGAGGAGGAUAAUGAUGAAAUCAAAGGAACUAAACAAGAGUUUGAGUUGUUUCAAUUUGACAUUGAAAAUGAGGGCAUUUCCAAUGAUGGUAUGAAUCUUCCUCAGCUCUUACAGAACCCACCUGACAUGUCAAAUCCAACCAAUGCCUCGAAGUUCUUGUCCGUAAGAUCAAUGUCACGGCUGCAAGACACCGCAUUGUCUCCCUUAUACGAGGAAAAUGUCCCAGCUUACAAUGACAAUGACAACGAUAAUGACGAUGACGAAAGUGAUACAAAAGCAGGAGGAUUUGUAAAGAGCAUAAGUUUUGGAGAAAUGAGUGAAGGUGAAUGGGAAGUGUUUUUGGAAGCAUUUGAGGACAGUUUGCCUCAGGUAUUUGAGGAAUCAAAGUGCAAGAGAUUGAAUCAUAGGGUGGGAACUUGGUACAAGUUCUGAGGAAUAUUAUGCCAAGGAGGGAAAACCAAUAACUUUAUGAGAAUGGGAACAUUUAGCUUUUGUAUUUUUAUCAAGUUAACUGUAAAUUUUUGCCCAAAUGACCCAGAGUGGGACACCAUAUGGGAAAUGAGAUUGGCAAAUCGCCAACCUUUCCUUUUCUAUUGUUUUUCUUUCAUUUGUUUUAUCAUUAUUGUACAUUAAGAUAGAAGAAGAAUUCCCCACUAUCCCUUUGAAAAUCCUUUUGUAAUGGCUUCAUUCGGAAUUCAAAUUAUUCUUUUC